AAUAUACUGACGAACUGACGUCGACGUGUCAAAAUUUUGAUUGUAGUGUUAAGAGCCUUCAUAAAGUUUUUCAAAAUGAUUUUAGGCUUAUUUUUACUGAUAUCCAUAUUUUCAACUACAUUAGCCCAAGGCCCUACGUUAGUCCUACUCGACAAUCAAGUCAUAAGAGAAACCCAUUCGAUAUUUUUCAAGUCUUUGCAAGAAAGAGGCUACACGUUAACAUUCAAAAUAGCAGACGAUGCUUCGUUGGUGCUGUCGAAGUAUGGUGAGCACCUUUACAAGCACCUGAUCAUCUUUGCGCCAGCCGUGGAAGAAUUCGGUGGUAUGUUGAAUGUUGAGACCAUCACACAGUUCAUAGACGAUGGAGGUAACGUCCUGAUAGCUGGUAGCAGUGUCACAGGAGAUGUUUUGAGGGAACUGGCCUCCGAAUGCGGCUUUGAGGUAGAUGAAGAGGGAACCUAUGUAAUAGAUCACCUGAACUAUGACAUAACAGACCAGGGGCAACACACGAAAUUAGUGAUACCAUCAGAUUUGCUCAUAGAUGCUCCGGUUAUCGUAGGUGCCAAGAAGAACACAGCACCGCUGCUCUAUCAAGGCACCGGUAUCUUGGCCGAUGCCGAAAAUCCAUUGGUUCUGCCACUUCUGACAGCUGACAGCACUGCUUAUAGCUACAAUCCUGAUCAACUCAUCAAGGAAUAUCCCCACGCGUCUGGUAAAGAUACUGUCCUGAUUGCAGCUCUACAAGCUAGAAACAAUGCCCGAGUUGUGUUCAGUGGUUCUAUUGCGUUUUUCUCAGAUGAGUACUUUGAGUCAGCAGUCAAAAAGGCACAUGGUGGUUUAGAGGCUGCAAAAUCUGGAAACCAAGCUGCAGCUACAGCAGUUAGCCAGUGGGUGUUCAAGGAACACGGGCAGUUGAGAGUAAAAUCUGUGAAACAUCACAAAGUUGGCGAGACUGAACCACCUCAAGCUUACACUAUCAUGGAUGAUGUGGUUUACACCACUGAGAUCGAGCUCCUGGAAAAUGGCCAGUGGAAACCGUACACCGCCGACGACGUCCAAUUGGAAUUUGUAAGAAUCGAUCCAUUUGUAAGAACUACAAUGAAACGUAAACCCAGUGGAGAGUACGAGGCUAGGUUCAAGAUUCCAGACGUAUACGGAGUAUACCAGUUCAAAGUGGAAUACGACAGAGUUGGAUACACAAGGCUGUACAAUUCUACUCUGGUCUCGGUGCGUCCUCUUCAGCAUACGCAGUAUGAGAGAUUCAUCGUCAGCGCGUAUCCGUACUAUACGGGAGCGUUCUCUAUGAUGUUCGGCAUGUUCGUAUUUUCCUUCGUCUUUUUGCACAUGAAGGACGAUGAAAAAAAGAGCAAGAAAGAGUGAAGCUAAACCGUUUUGUAUUUCCUUUUUUUACUUGUUAAAUAAAAAGUAAGAUUGAACA
Molecule: messenger RNA, 1438 nt
Organism: Acanthoscelides obtectus
Lineage: Eukaryota; Metazoa; Arthropoda; Insecta; Coleoptera; Chrysomelidae
Source: the annotation of a GenBank genome assembly